GACACUCGUCGACUUAUUACAAAUCAAAAUAUGCUUAUAUACGUAAACAAUUUACUGAAAUAACGUAACAUUUGCUUACCUUGAAAAUGAAGACAAUGAAGACAUCUUGAAUAGAAAAUAUAUUAUGCUCUGAUGGAUGAAUAUAUAUUAAUGUUAUAUAGUAUUAUAUAUACACACGUAAGGUUAACGAGUUAGACAUGUCUGUAAUAUGUACCUUGUAAAUGAAGAAACUAAUGGAAAUGGUUAAUAUAUUAAAAAAAAAAGAACAAGUGAAGAUCACUUCUUCUUUUCGUCUUGAUGUUUGUAUUUUGGGUCUCUCUCAAAACCGUUUUCGUCCAUGACCGAUCAACUAACGUUUCUUCACUUGGUGAAAUUACAAACAUACAUUUGUUGUUGGUGUAUUUUAUUUACAACAAACAAUAUUUGUAUCGACUCAAAAUGUAUAAAUAAUUUGAAAAAGAGCCUGGGUUCGUUAAGUUUUAAAACAAAGCAACACACUAUAUAUUAUAUAAUAGUAUAAUAUAUAUAUAUAUAUAUCAAUGUUUAAAAUAAGGAAUAAAUAUUGAAAAGGAGGAAGAAGAAAAUUGGUGUAAUGUUUUUUCUUCCCAGAAUUGUAAGCAAACCAUACAACCAUCCCUUUCAUCAUCAUCAUCAUUCUCCCUUCAUCAAGUCUUCUCUAUUUCCUCUCUCUAUUAUAAAAACAAACUUCACUUGUUCACGUCAAUAAACUGAGCCUUGAGAAAGAUUAAGAGAACAAUUAACUCAACAAGAAUGAGGAAACCAGAGGUAGGAAGUUCAGCCACUCAUCAAGUAAAGAAGAUGAAGAAGGGAUUAUGGUCUCCAGAGGAAGACUCAAGGCUGAUGCAAUAUAUGAUAAGCAGUGGGCAAGGAUGUUGGAGCGAUGUAGCCAAAAACGCAGGCCUUCAACGAUGUGGCAAGAGCUGCCGUCUUCGUUGGAUCAACUAUCUUCGUCCUGACCUCAAGCGUGGUGCUUUCUCUCCUCAAGAAGAGGAACUCAUUAUUCGUUUUCAUUCCAUUCUCGGCAACAGGUGGUCUCAGAUUGCAGCACGGUUGCCUGGUCGGACGGACAACGAGAUCAAGAACUUUUGGAACUCAACAAUAAAGAAAAGGCUAAAGAAGAUGUCCGAUACAUCCAACCUCGUCAACAAUUCAUCCUCAUCACCGGACACAAGUGAUUUGUCUAAUAAUACCACAUCUUCUUUGGAGCUUAAAGACAUUAUAGGAAGCUUCAUGUCCUUACAGGAACAAGGAUUCAUCAACCCCUCUUUCACCAACACACCAAUAACCAACAACAAUCCAUUCCCAGCACCACACAUGAUCAGCCACCCUUGUAUUGACGAUUUUACCCCUUAUGUAGAUGGUUUAUAUGGAGUAAACACAGGGCUACAAGGGGAACUCUACUUUCCACCUUUGGAGUGUCAAGAAGGUGAUUGGUACAAGGCAGAUAUUAACAGCCACGUAGCCGAGAUGAAAACUAAUGGAGCUGGAAACGUACCUGCAGAGAGUAUGAGAGUGGAAGAAUAUUGGGACCUUGACCAGUUGAUGAGCACUGAGGUUCCUUCGUUUCACUUCAACUUCAAACAAAGCACAUGAUUUUUUGUUCACGUCAUUUUUUUUUCUGUUGCGGAAUUAUACUCGAGAGAUUCAUAGCCACACAUAAAUGCAAAUACUGAUAUAUACAUAGACAUUGAAAAGUUAGAGAGUCUUUUGUAUUUCGAAUAAUUGUCUCGUACAAGGGCUUGACGUGCCAAGUGUAAUGAUUAGUCAAUGGAAACUAUAUAUCCCUCAAUAAAAUAUGAAAUAAACACAUACAUUUGUAGUUA
Messenger RNA from Brassica rapa (field mustard), 1844 nucleotides. RefSeq names its product transcription factor MYB46. The record is from RefSeq and is a predicted model, not a curated record. Lineage: Eukaryota; Viridiplantae; Streptophyta; Magnoliopsida; Brassicales; Brassicaceae.